UUGUUCAUUGGUUCGAGGUACCCACCAUCCCUCUACAAAACUCUCCUGUUUUUCUUCAUUUUCACACAAAAACAGAAAUUAAAAGACUCUUUCUCUCUACAUAUAUAUAUAUACCUUUAAAUAUACAUAGCCUCUGUUUGUGCCAAAAGCUUCAAGUUUUUUAAAUCGGUUUUACGCAAAUGGUUGUUGAUGAUUUAUGCAACACAAGCCUGGUUUUAGGCUUGAGUAACUUUUCAUCUACUGUUGAACGAACGUCGUCUAAAAAAUUAUCAUCCCAAAAGUAUGAUGGGAAAAAUUGUGAGCCUUCAUUGACUUUGAGUCUUUCUGGUGAAACCUAUGAUCAGAUCCAGACGGUGAAGAAGGUGGAUUCUGAUAUCAAGGUUUCUAAUGAUCCGUCUGCUGAUUUCUAUAGACAAGAUAGUGCUGCUUCGUCUUUUUCUAAUGGUAGUGUGAAGAGGGAGAGAGAGGUUGGGAGUGAAGAGGUUGAAAUAGAAAAAGUUGUAUCAAGAGUUAGUGAUGAAGAUGAAGAUGGCUCCAAUGGAAGGAAGAAACUUAGGCUCACUAAAGCCCAGUCUGCCCUUUUGGAAGAAAGCUUUAAGCAACACAGUACUCUCAAUCCUAAACAAAAGCAAGACUUGGCAAGAGACCUGAAGCUUAGGCCUCGACAAGUUGAGGUUUGGUUCCAGAACAGGAGAGCAAGGACAAAGCUGAAGCAAACGGAAGUGGACUGUGAAUUCUUGAAGAAAUACUGUGAAACACUAACAGAACAAAACAAAAGACUGCAGAAAGAGUUACAAGAACUUAAGGCACAAAAACUAUCACAACCCUUAUACAUGCAGCUGCCGGCAGCCACCCUCACCAUGUGUCCUUCCUGUGAGAGGAUUGGCGGCCCCGCCGUUGGUGAAAAUAAGUCCAACAGUCCUUUUACAAUUGCCCCAAAGCCUCACUUCUAUAAUCCUUACACCAAUCAAUCAGCUGCUUGUUAAGUUUAGCUUUUUACUGGGCAGAUUAUAAUCCCCAACCCUUAUUUUAUUUUAUUUUAUUUGGUCAAGGGCAUACUAAUUAUAAAAAUUUCUGAUUGUGUUUUUUGUGAUCUUCAUAGUAAGUUAUUAAGUUUGCGGGUUUAUGUAUAAAUUAGUUCUGAUGUA
This is a messenger RNA of Olea europaea var. sylvestris, 1148 nucleotides long. RefSeq names its product homeobox-leucine zipper protein HAT22-like. The record is from RefSeq and is a predicted model, not a curated record. Lineage: Eukaryota; Viridiplantae; Streptophyta; Magnoliopsida; Lamiales; Oleaceae. Gene Ontology annotation, biological process: regulation of DNA-templated transcription. The transcript is spliced from 3 exons. Gene Ontology annotation, molecular function: DNA-binding transcription factor activity, RNA polymerase II-specific; sequence-specific DNA binding. The coding region runs from base 180 to 986 and encodes 268 amino acids.